Uncinocarpus reesii 1704 is the source of this 1851-nucleotide messenger RNA. RefSeq lists its product as uncharacterized. The record is from RefSeq and is a predicted model, not a curated record. NCBI's taxonomy places the organism in Eukaryota, Fungi, Ascomycota, Eurotiomycetes, Onygenales, Onygenaceae. Bases 1 to 1851 code for a protein of 616 amino acids. The transcript has 2 exons.
AUGAGCCAAAUUUCCGACUACGCACCGUAUCUGCCGCCAAAAACAUUUGUCCUCUGCUUCGACGGGACGGGAAAUAAGUUUUCGGGCACAGAAGCUGACUCCAAUGUCCUGAAAAUUUUCCGAAUGCUGGAUAGAAAUAACAGCCGCCAUUUCCAUUAUUAUCAGCCUGGGAUUGGCACCUAUGUUAGCACUGCAUCGCUCUCCAACACUGGUCUACUGUCUCGUAUCAAAGGGUCGUAUAUGAAGGCAAAGGACUCUGCCGUUGGUUCCUCAUUUGCUGAACAUGUAGUGGGUGGUUACCGAUUUCUUAUGCGAUACUAUUCCCCUGGCGACGAUAUAUAUUUUUUUGGUUUCAGCCGUGGAGCAUAUACAGCACGCUUCUUAGCUGAGAUGCUAGACUACGUGGGUUUACUUACCGCGGGAAACGAAGAAUUAGUGCGGUUUGCCUGGAAAACAUUUUCCAAGUGGCAGCAGAGAAGUGGCGAUAGCGAAGAGCACCGGAAGGAGAAACAGAAAUUGUUUCGGUACAUGAAAGCAUUUCGCGAGACCUUUAGCCGACCUGUUAAGCAGAUUCGAUUUCUGGGACUCUUCGAUACAGUGAACAGCGUUCCCACCUUCGAAUCCGCCUGGAUGCAAAGGAAUAAGUUUCCUUACACUGCAAGAAGUUCCGCAAAAGUCAUCCGGCAUGCCGUUGGGAUCGAUGAACGAAGAGCUAAAUUUCGGCAAGAUUUGAUUUCCGAAUGCCGACACUGCACUGUGAGCCACUAUUCAGCAGCCCAGAAAUACAGUCGUUGGAGACAUCGAAAGGAUAAGAAGAAUGGUGCCCGGAAGUUUGCGGGUAAUCAACCCAAUAACGGCACCCGAAACGGUGAGAAGAGCAAACGUAACAAUGGGGAUAAUGGAUGCUGUAAUAAGCAGAGACCACAGUCUCCCUCUCGAACGGAUAGCUAUGAAACUGAGGAUCGAUAUCGCCCGCCAGUAGACCAGAGAGCUUGGAAGGACCAUAAUGUGCAUCUAUCCACGCAUCGCCCUGGUGACCUAGAUUCUGAGAUUGCAUCCGCACGAAGUGGAAUCUCUCAAUUAUCGUUUCACCACGAUUACCAAACAGCGUUCGAGGACGGAGCCCAGGAUAUUCAGGAAGUGUGGUUCCCAGGUGGCCAUGCUGACAUUGGUGGGGGAUGGGACCUCAGACCUGGCGAAGCAUGGCCGCUAAGCCAUGCUCCAUUGGUUUGGAUGGUGCAAGAGGCGCAAAAAGCAGGCCUUCAAUUUGAUGAACGCAAGCUCCGGCAGUUUAGGUGUGAUGGCCCUUACAAAAGCCGCAACCAGAUCAUGGAGGUCGAGAAGCCUUCCGUGGUUGUGAGCGACGAAAACGGAGCACACCCUUGCAUCGAAGACAACGAUGAUGAUAGCCUAGAUAUGGCCCAGAGAAUAGCCGACGAACGAUUUCACACAGCACUUUACCUCUCAAGCACGCAAGGGCACCUCCAUGACUGCCUCUCGUUUGACGGGAGUUUAUCAGCAAUCUCGGUUCUAAUUUGGAAAGUGAUGGAGUAUCUUCCGUUCCGUCGAAUGGAUUUGCAACCCGAUGGGAGCUGGAAGCCGAUUCGGUGGCCGCUCCCUUGUGGCGAAGUCCGAGAUAUCCCGAAGGACGCUCAUAUCCAUGUGAGUGCUAUCCGUCGAAUGAAAGCGGAUAAGAACUAUCGGCCGGGGAACUUGAUUGUGGGAGGUGGCGGACGAGGAGUGAAACGGGCGCCGGAGCAUCUGGGCAUUGGAGAAUGGGUGAUUGUUGGAGACCAAGGGCAUGUGGUCCGGGAAAUUUAUGUCAGAAAAGACUCACGAGCGGCGGAGUAG